This is a messenger RNA of Dendroctonus ponderosae (mountain pine beetle), 2888 nucleotides long. It is a transcript of the gene osy, whose product is annotated as ABC transporter G family member 20. The transcript is spliced from 14 exons. NCBI's taxonomy places the organism in Eukaryota, Metazoa, Arthropoda, Insecta, Coleoptera, Curculionidae. The record is from RefSeq and is a predicted model, not a curated record. Bases 440 to 2725 code for a protein of 761 amino acids. Gene Ontology annotation, cellular component: membrane. Gene Ontology annotation, molecular function: ATP binding; ATP hydrolysis activity; ABC-type transporter activity.
GAACAUUGGAGAACAUCGACAUUAGAUAAAUGACCCUGCUUGCCCUACGAUCACGGUCACUAUAUGCUAAUUCACAAUUAUUAGGCAAAUUAAUUAAUCUUGUAUUGUUUUUUGCUAUUAUAUAACAAGCAUCAUUACGUAUUUUGAGACUGUAGGGUCAAAUGUCUUAAAUGGUUUUCCUCCAAUUAUUGUGGUUGAACCAAGGUUGAUGCUUUGGACUUGCACUGGUCAAACUGGACAGAAACCAGCAACAAAAAUUCACUUCAGAAGCGGUUUUGCGAUCGCAGCAGGACGACACCCGGCGUCAAAAACCUCUAAUCCUGCUAGCGUGCAAAGUAAUUCGUGAAUGAAAGCUCGCAUGUUAAGUUCGCGCUUCUUUUUCAGUGCGUUAAGAUUUCAGUGAGUUUUUUGUGUCAAUAAAACCUAUCAAAAAAUAGAAAUGACGACUGCAGGUCCAACCGAGCUGGAGCUCCGCAGGAGAAACUUUAAGGCUCAGCAAUCCACAGUCCAGACCAGGAAGCAGCAGGCUGUUUGCGUUAGGCGAGCCCACAAAAAAUAUGGAUCGAAAAGCCAGCCGAAUAUCAUAUUGGAUGGCCUUAAUAUGACUGUUCCCAAGGGAUGUAUAUACGGGUUACUUGGUGCUAGUGGUUGUGGUAAGACAACUUUGCUCAAUUGCAUAGUAGGUAGGAAACGACUCAAUUCGGGAGAAAUAUGGGUGUUGGGAGGACAGCCUGGAUCAAAGGGAAGCGGUGUUCCAGGCCCACGAAUCGGCUACAUGCCGCAGGAAAUCGCCCUUUACGGCGAAUUCUCAAUUAGGGAAACCUUGAAGUACUUCGGAUGGGUCUCCGAUUUGAGUACCGAGCAAGUCGAGGCCAGGCUGGAAUUUUUGGUAAAUUUGCUGAUGCUGCCUGAUCCUGAUAGGCAAGUAAAAUGUCUCAGUGGAGGGCAGCAACGAAGAGUUUCUUUAGCGGCAGCUCUGGUUCACGAUCCAGAGCUGCUCAUUCUUGAUGAGCCCACUGUUGGAGUUGAUCCACUUUUACGGCAGAACAUUUGGGGCCAUUUGGUGGAAAUCACUAAACAUGGAAGGAAAACAGUGAUUAUCACUACCCAUUACAUAGACGAAGCUCGGCAAGCACAUUUGAUUGGCUUAAUGAGAGGCGGAUAUUUUCUCGCCGAAGAAUCGCCGGAACAGCUCAUCGUCCAAUUCGGAGCCGAAAGCCUGGAAGAUGUCUUCCUGAAGCUCAGCGUCAUUCAAAAUAUGGGAAAACGACGACGGUCCAGCAUUCUUCAGAGCGUUACGGAUGCGAUUCCGAUUCCAGCAGGAUCAGUAAACGAAGGAGCGAUUCUGGACGACGAAGUUGGGGAAAUUUCAGGAGAAUUUGGCGAUAACACUUCAAUGUCCGGAAGAUCAGCCAGGCGGGUUUCAAUUGCACCGGAUGCAUCUGUAGAAACGAUACCCCCAGAACUCCCUCCUGAAGAGGAGACGGAAGUGAAGUGGACCGACUAUUUGAAGAUAGUAAAAUGGUCGCACAUGCGAGCAUUGGUUUGGAAGAACUUCUUAUGGAUGUGGAGGAAUAUCCCGGUCAUGACUUUUAUUAUUGGAUUGCCAGUGGGCCAAAUGAUUCUGUUCUGCCUUUCUAUUGGACAUGAUCCGAACGAUGUCACCCUAUCAGUGGUUAAUAAUGAGAUCAACUAUCCGAUGGAACGUUGCGAGUACAAGGCAGGUUGCAACGCUUCCUAUCUAAGUUGCAAUUAUCUGGAUUAUAUUUCUAACAAUUACUCCCUCAUAAUGAACUACUAUGCAACAGAAGCAGAAGCCCGGCAAACUGUUGAGAAAGGCAAGUCCUGGGCCAUGCUGGUGGUGCCAAACAAUUUCUCAGAUUCCUUACGAUCAAGAAUAGACAACGGUAAAGAUACACCUUCAUGGGACUUGGCUGGAAGCGUCAUUGAUGUGUUUUCUGAUAAGUCGAAUGAAAAUAUUGCCACAUUUAUUACAAGAGAUCUGUUGUUUGGACUGGAGGGCUAUGCCAAGAGCUUUCUGAAGCAAUGCGACAUUGAUCCCAAAGUGUUUGGAAUACCAAUAAAGUUCGAAACCCCCAUCUACGGAUAUGGAUCACCAGACUUUACCGACUUUGCGGCACCAGGAAUAAUUUUAACCAUCAUCUUCUUUAUGGCUGUGGCACUCACUUCCGGAGCAAUGUUAAUGGAAAGGAAUGAAGGAAUCCUGGAGCGAACGCUAGUCAAUGGAAUUACUGGCACUGAAGUACUUUUCUCCCAAGUUAUCACCCAAUUUGUUGUAAUGUUCGGUCAGACGACCAUGGUGCUGGUGUUCGCUUUCCCAAUAUUUCAACUCACACAAAAUGGAAACUGGUUCAACCUCUUCAGUUUGACCAUUUUGUCGGGUGUUUGUGGAAUGUGUUUUGGAUUUGUUGUUUCAUGCGUCUGCGAAAAUGAACGUUCCGCCACUUACAUGGCUUUGGGCAGCUUCUUACCCAUAGUGAUGUUGUGUGGAAUUAUUUGGCCUAUUGAAGCUAUGAGUCCGUACUUAACUUGGGCUUCCACUUGCCUACCAUUAACCCAAGCGACAGAAAGUUUGAGAUGCAUUAUCGCCAGAGGAUGGGGCAUUCAAGUUCCGGCAGUUUACUAUGGAUUUUUGUCAAUUACCUUAUGGAUUUGCAUCUUUUUGACAAUAAGUAUACUGGUGCUCAAGUUUAGGAAAGGCUAAACGCGUUAUUUAUUUAUUGUUCGUACACAAUCAAAUAGUGCUGUAGGAUGUUUUCAAUUGACUUUUUACGGUUCCCAGGAUGUUUUGUAUUUUACGCUUAGGAUGUGAUUAAACUGUUUUUAAGGAGAGAAACGAUUUUGAUCAAUAAAAAAUUUUAGUUUUA